AAAAUCAAGGGCCGAUUUUUUUAACAGCGUCAAGGAGGAUCAGAUCUCUGAGGAGUUAGGAAAUCUGGAGAAUAAGGAGGAUCAUUCAAACAACAGAAAAUCAAAAACUUCGAUUUGCUGUUGUUUGAGUUCUUCUGAUCUUCCUUAUUCAAACAACAGAGAAUCGGAAAUACCACUUAAAAGGAAAGAAAACAACUCAAAGGUCACAGAAGAAGAAGUGAAAACUUUAUUUUCAGACAUUAUACAUUUCACUAAAACACAACUAAGUCAGUAUAUGGAUGACAAUGCUAUCUUCAUGAAGAGAGUUAUCAGCUCUACUUCGGUGUCCGUGCGUAUCAUGAAAAGAUUAGAUAGAGAGCUGCCCAACCCCAAGAACAUUGGAGCAUGGCUGGUCUUAGCCAACCAGUGGCCCUGUCGACUCAGCUGGAUCAUUCAGAUCAUAGAAGACAAAAAUCAAACUGCUGGUGCAGGCACGCCCACAGAUAAGUCCAUUCAGUUAUGGAAUGUCUUCAAUGAGUGCAGGGACGAGCUGUACGCAAUGAGAUCCCAGAUUACAGAUCUCCUUGAGCAGGAUGGAGAUCCAGAAAUGUUUGAGAAAAUGCUUGGCGAGAAAGAGUUUGGAUUCACCAUUGGGAACUUGGAGAUAAUUCAAUCGGUAUUAGUGAAUCUAGAUCAGUCAAUUAAGAGGGAGCUGGCUCAGAUCAGAAGCACAACCCGUCUGAAAAAUUCUGGUUGGAAGAGCAGCCCCCAACUGCCGUUAGAAAGAACCAGCAACAUGACCAAAGAGAAAAUAUGUGAAGAGAUGAAAAAAUUGAAUUUUGACGAGAAGUACGCAGAGAUUGUGAGAAGCAACAACAUCAACGGCUCUGCAUUGGUCUUUGGCGACGUUCAAGACCUUAAAGCCCUUCUGGGUAUGAACUUUGGAGAAUGGUCAGCCUUUAAGAUGCACUUCCUGGGAGUUUCCACGCAGAAAUAACUCGAAUCUUAACAAAGAUGCCCAUCCUCAACACUGAUAUUUACAGCAGUUGGAUGGAAUUGACCAAUUUUCAUGUAUGUUAAUGGGGUUUUGUACAUAGGUCAAAAGUGAGGUUUGUUUUUUUU
This is a messenger RNA of Oryzias melastigma (Indian medaka), 1101 nucleotides long. RefSeq names its product NTPase KAP family P-loop domain-containing protein 1-like. The transcript has 2 exons. Bases 275 to 976 code for a protein of 233 amino acids. NCBI's taxonomy places the organism in Eukaryota, Metazoa, Chordata, Actinopteri, Beloniformes, Adrianichthyidae. The record is from RefSeq and is a predicted model, not a curated record.